Molecule: messenger RNA, 918 nt
Organism: Hippocampus zosterae (dwarf seahorse)
Lineage: Eukaryota; Metazoa; Chordata; Actinopteri; Syngnathiformes; Syngnathidae
Gene: lgals2a
Product: lectin, galactoside-binding, soluble, 2a
Exons: 4
Coding region: 167-571 (134 amino acids)
Molecular function (GO): laminin binding; carbohydrate binding; galactoside binding
Source: RefSeq, a predicted model, not a curated record
GUCGGUGUCGUCCAAAGGAUGGAAGUUCUGUGGCCGCCCGGACUGUCGAUGAAACGCCGCCGCCUCCCCCUCCGCAUAAAACCUCGGAGGCCAGUGAGGCGAGGCCCUGCACUCACCACUUCUUCUUUUCAGCUGCUCAUCCCCGUUGACCACAUCUGAAAUCACAAUGGCCGGCAUGGUUGUAAAGAACAUGUCCUUCAAAGUAGGGCAGACGCUGACAAUUGUCGGAAAGGCUCAGCCUGACGCUACUAACUUUGCACUCAACGUUGGUCCAAACGAGAAGGACAUCACCAUGCACAUCAACCCACGUUUCAACGCGCACGGCGACGCCAACGCGGUGGUUUGCAACUCUUACCAGGAUGGCAAAUGGUGCGAGGAGCACCGUGAGGGAGGUUUCCCAUUCCAACAGGGGGCGGAGUUCAAAAUCAACAUUUUGUUCACUCCCGCGGAAUUCCAAGUCUCUCUGUCGGAUGGCUCCGUAAUCCAUUUUCCCAACCGCAUGGGCGCCGAAAAAUACUCUUUCAUCAGCUUCACCGGAGAUGCUCGUGUCACCAGCUUCGAGAUUAAAUAAAGCACGACGGCUGUAGGAUAGUUCUUUUAAAUUGGUGCUUUGCAGCAGAGCUCACUGGACCCCAUUUAUUUGCUUACAUACACACCAUUUACUGACAAAAGUUUUAACCUUUCAGUUGUAGGACCUAUUCGAUAAAUUAACUUUUUUACAAAUGGAAAUAAUACGGUCAAAGAGAUGAAGACUCACAAUUUAGAAAUGUUGACUAAAUCUCUACAAUUGACUGUUAAAAUAACCUAACUUUUUUUUUCAUUAACUAAACUGAGUUUCUCGACUGUUUGCCUCCCAAACAUUCCAGACGUGAACCAAAUGCUUGCAUUUUAAUGCAUAUUAAAGCAGGAUAGAACGUG